CUGACAGUUCCCUUCAAGCCAUGUACUCAGUUCAAACUGUCUGUGUUUCUCCAAAGAUAAUACAGUUCUGACUACGUUAUGCAUACACAUAUAUAAAAAGGUUUAGUGAAAUCGUGGGUGGAUCCUUCUCUUCCUCGGUCGAGAGUUCAAAACGUUUAGACCAGGUGAGUUUGGCAAACCUCGGUGCGAUGCAUUCGCUGGCCAAGGAGAUCCAGGCUUUCUCCAGAGACCGCCUCAACACGCAGUGCACGCGCGUCACCACCGUCACCGGCCGGCAGUUCGUGGAGAGGAGGGCCGGAGGACAGGUGACCGAGGAGCAGGUGGAAGGAGAUGGGGCAGGAUUUGGCUUCGUUGAGGACAAAAGCCUGGACCUCCAAGUUGGCAUCGUGAGACCCUCUCUACUGCUCGCCUCUCAGGAUGUAGCUCAUGACAUUGACACUCUGCAGAGAUAUAAGGUGUCUCAUGUGUUGAACGUGGCCUAUGGAGUAGCAAAUCUGUUCCCAGAUCAGUUUGCUUACAAGACACUCAACAUCCUGGACGUCCCAGAUACUGACAUCACUUCCUACCUGGAGGAAUGCUGCUCCUUCAUAGACCAGGCUCUGAAGCAGAGUGGUGUGGUCCUAGUCCACUGUAAUGCUGGCGUGUCACGGUCAUCCUCCAUCGUGAUGGGCUACCUGAUGUUGAGAGAUGGCCUGUCAUUUGAUGAUGCGUACAGGCAUGUAAAGCAGGCAAGGCCCUCAGUCUGCCCCAACCCCGGCUUUUACCAGCAACUGCAGAACUACAAACCUUAAAAUACAACCUCCAAUUCUGCUUCCAGUGCCUAUGAAGGAACUACAAUCUUUCCAUAACUACACAACCCAAACACAGAGAUGCUACCCAGACCUUAAAGGACAACGCUGGUGUUUUUCCAUGUUGUUGCCCAUUUAUUACAAAUCACAUAUAAUUUACAUUACUCCCGACCAUUUUCCAAAGCAUACUUAAGUGUUUUAGAAUUCUUGAAUGCCUUUAUUUUUUGUUGGAGGAUAAUUGUUAUUGUUGGAGGAUAAUUGUGACAGGCAUGGGUGCAAGUCCAUGAAUACUGGGAUGGCAUCCAGCACUUUACCUGUGCCACCAUCCAUAGGGUUAGUGGUUGUGUCAUGAAGGGCAUCCAAUGUAAAAUUUUGCCAAAUCAGUACACAGAUUGACAAGACCAUACUGGAUCGGUCAAGGCCCGGGUUAACAAUGACCACCAUGUUGUGCCCUCACAGGGUACCGAUGGAAACUAUAAAAUCCGCUGUGGUGACCCCUGAGAAACAGGGGACAAGCUGAAAAGAAGAGGUUGGAGGAUAAUGCAGUUGAAAGCGUGGAUUGAUUUGAGAAGUUUUCUGGGACUUUCAACUGCAUCAUCCUGCAAUGAUGAUGUAACUUUGACAAAAAAAAACAAUUGUGACUAAAUGUUCACUGUGAUUGAUGGAUUACCUAUCUCAUGCAAGUUUCAAAUCCAUGCAAGUUCAUUUUCAAUCUGUACUACAAGGAAUGGACACCAAUUGCUGCGUGGAAGGUAGGGAAAACACAUUUACGAAAUCUAAAACAGUAUGGUUCUGCUUUUGAAAAUGGUCUGGAAUAAUGUAAAGUAUACAUGAUUUGUAGUAAAUGGGCUAAAAAAGCAUGUAAAAACACUGGUUGGGUCUUUUCAGUCCCACAAAAUUUACACUUAAGGAGUUUUUUGGAAAAUGUUGUGCUUUUCCCAUUCAUGUCAAACUUAUAUAAUGACUGCCAUGAGGAAGAGGGCAAGGCACACACAACAAUGCUGUCUAAUUAUGUCUUUUGGGUGUUUGUAUGCGUCAAUGUAUAUAUUGUGUGUGUGUGUCCAUGCGUCCACACCCAUGCUACCUGUAUGCCCGUAUUUACACGAAAGGUCAAGGGAGAACAUACUAGAGCUAUUUUUAGAAAAAAAUGCUUUUCAUCAUUUAUUUUCUAAAAUUUUGCCUCAGUCGGUGUCUCGGACCAAUUACAUAAUGAUAUACAUGUCUUUUAUAAUUUUGUAUUAUUUCUGAAUGUGCUAUACUGUAUGAGCAACCCACAAGUCAAACUUUUGGUAUGUGACAACUUGUUUCCCGAAGAAAUUGGAUAAAGUAACCUAUUAAGACAGUACGGUUCAGCUUAAUUUGGGAAAUAUGGGUUCUGAUCAACAUUCACAAAUUACAAUGCAUCAUUUUCAGUCCUGUGUAAAAUAACUGACUGUGCUUUUAAAUAUACCAUUUCCUUGUAAGCCUCAUUUAUAUUCCACUGUGUAUCCCAUACCCACCACUGCCUGCUCAACUACUGUAUGAUGUAAUGUUGCCUUGCUUGUUGGGAAACACGCGUCCCUCAUAGGGCAAAACUUUCUCCAAAUUGUAAGGUGACUUAAAAUAGAUUUGGCAUGGAGAAUGUUUCCUAAAGUCGUCCUCAUCUUAAUGCAGCUUCUGUAAAAGUUCCAUUAAUGAGAAUCUCAAAACGCCUCGAAUUAAUGACCCCCGUAUCAGGGCUAUGGUUACUUAUGUGGCCUGUUUUCAAACUGCUUUUAUUCGUCAAAAGCCGUAUUAAUGUCAGAACAAGUUGUGGUUGCAUUAUUUAUUCAUGGGGUAGCACUAAGGCGAUCGAUAAAAUAUCGCAUUACUUUUCACAUUACUAGUCUCUGACACAUCCACAAGAUUCUCUCUAUGGGCCUGGAUAUAUUUUAUUUGAUUUAUUCGUAAGAAAAUGUAACAAAAUCAUAAAACUGAAAUAUAAAUAUAUAUGUGAGUUUGUGCAUGCAUGCAUGUGUGUGUGUGUGUGUGUGUGUGUGUGUGUAUAUAUAUAUAUAUAUAUAUAUAAAUGGGGUAGCACUAAGUAUUAUUAUUAUAUGGGGUAGCACUAAGGCGAUCGAUAAAAUAUCGCAUUACUUUUCACAUUACUAUUCUUUGACACAUCCAGAAGAUUCUCUCUAUGGGCCUGAAUAUAUUUUAUUUGAUUUAUUUGUAAGAAAAUGUAAUAAAAUCGUAAAACUGAAAUAUAGAUAUACAUAUAAAUAUAUAUGUGUGUGUGUGCGCGCGCGCGCGCGAGGUUGUGGGUGUGCGUGCGUGCGUGCGUGUGUGCGUGCGUGCGUGUGUGUAUACAUAUAGAAAUUAAAACUUC
Lampris incognitus (smalleye Pacific opah) is the source of this 3135-nucleotide messenger RNA. Its product is annotated as dual specificity protein phosphatase 19-like. The record is from RefSeq and is a predicted model, not a curated record. The transcript is spliced from 5 exons. The coding region runs from base 189 to 791 and encodes 200 amino acids. Gene Ontology annotation, biological process: protein dephosphorylation; regulation of MAP kinase activity. Gene Ontology annotation, cellular component: cytoplasm. NCBI's taxonomy places the organism in Eukaryota, Metazoa, Chordata, Actinopteri, Lampriformes, Lampridae. Gene Ontology annotation, molecular function: JUN kinase phosphatase activity.